CUGAUAUUUUAAAUUCAUGUCAACCACAAACAUACACUUUCCUCCGUACUUAUGGGUAAGAAAUAAAUAUGUGACUAAGUAGAAUUGCAUUCAACCAUAUCAUGGGCAUUGCCAUAGCAUCACUACCUCUCUCAAUAUCUCAACAAAAACACCAUAAUAUCAAACCCAAUUCUAAUCAUUCUAAGACAUACAACACAUACUUACUAAUCCAAUGUUGUCACAACCAAACAGAACACAAUCAACACAUAGAUUCACUGACCAACAACAAUGUACAUACUAGGUUUCCAGAGAAAAAUCCUCUCAUAAAUCCUUUAGUAGCUUCCACUUUUGGUGUAGUACCUCCAAGGCCUAAAAGAAUAAUCCUUGUUAGACAUGGAGAGAGUGAAGGAAACGUGGAUGAAAGUGUUUACACAAGGGUACCUGAUCCAAAAAUUGGCCUUACUAAAAGAGGAAAAGUUCAAGCAGAGGAAUGUGGACAAAGAAUCAAGAACAUGAUUGAGAAAGAUAGUGAUGAAAAUUGGCAACUCUACUUUUAUGUGUCUCCAUAUAGAAGGACUCUGGAAACUUUGCAAAGUUUAGCUCGGCCUUUUGAACGCUCGAGAAUUGCUGGUUUUAGAGAAGAGCCUCGCAUUCGAGAACAAGAUUUCGGGAAUUUUCAAAAUAGAGAAUUGAUGAAAGUUGAAAAAGCGCAACGCAAUCUUUACGGUCGUUUCUUUUACCGAUUUCCAAAUGGGGAAUCUGCUGCUGAUGUGUAUGAUAGAAUCACCGGAUUUAGAGAAACACUUAGAGCGGAUAUUAAUAUAGGACGGUAUCAACCACCCGGAGAGAAGAAUUUUGACGUGAACUUAGUCAUCGUGUCACACGGUUUAACGCUUAGAGUUUUUCUCAUGAGGUGGUACAAGUGGACAGUUGAACAGUUUGAGGGUCUUAACAACUUUAACAAUGGAGGCGAGCUUGUCAUGGAAAGGGGUUAUGGUGGAAGGUAUAGCUUAUUGAUGCACCAUGAUGAACAAGAGUUAAGACAAUUUGGAUUGACUGAUGAAAUGCUGAUUGAUCAAGAAUGGCAUAAAAUUUCUAGACCUGCUGAUCUGAAUUACGAUUGUCCAAUGGUGAAUUCCUUCUUUCCUCAUCUUCAUGAAGAAACAAGCAGAAUCCAACAACAAGGAUAGUGAACCAACCAAAAUUUGUAGCAACUUCAUCAUGGUCAAUGAUGGCAAUGCAUUGGCUGUAUAUAUGGACUAUGGAAUAGUAUAUUUUUUGUAACAUAGAUAGAAAAAAGUUGUACAAAUUUUUAGUAAUUGAAGUAGAUAAUUUUGUAUA
Messenger RNA from Trifolium pratense (red clover), 1320 nucleotides. RefSeq names its product phosphoglycerate mutase-like protein AT74H. Bases 102 to 1169 code for a protein of 355 amino acids. NCBI's taxonomy places the organism in Eukaryota, Viridiplantae, Streptophyta, Magnoliopsida, Fabales, Fabaceae. The transcript has 5 exons. Gene Ontology annotation, molecular function: phosphatase activity. The record is from RefSeq and is a predicted model, not a curated record.